Molecule: messenger RNA, 627 nt
Organism: Pleurotus ostreatus (oyster mushroom)
Lineage: Eukaryota; Fungi; Basidiomycota; Agaricomycetes; Agaricales; Pleurotaceae
Exons: 2
Coding region: 1-627 (208 amino acids)
Source: RefSeq, a predicted model, not a curated record
AUGUUCUGCUAUACCGCUGCAGCUUUUCUAUGCCUCCUUGCCUUACCAUUGCAGGUGGCAUCGCAAACGAACCUGCCACCUGCCGAGCCUGGCAUCUUCACGGCGCAAGGCAGCAGCUUGAUCAAUGCACCAAUCGAGGACGUUUGGGACGCGAUCCUUGACUUCGAGUCGUACCCCGAUUGGAACCCGUUUGCCCGAGCAAUGGUGUUGAUCGACAGUGUGUGGACAAAGAAUCCGCUGGAAGAUCAGACGCCCCAAGUCGGCAGUCACAUCCAAAUCACAGCGGCCAUUCCGCCCCUCGAGCUCCCAGUCGACGCCAACUCAACCGCGAACCCCUUCCAAACCCAGCAAUCACUCGAAGUAGUCACUCACAUCGAUCAUGACAAUCAUCGGGCGGCGUGGAAGCAAGUCAUGCUCCCCAGCUUGUUGAUGGUUGCCGAAAGAUGGACAGCCGUCAGUGUCGUGGAUACUCCGGACGGUCCGCGGACAUUGUAUGAAUCGAGGGAGGUCUUUCAGAGCCUUCUGUCGAUCGUCGUGGGGCUGUUGUUCCAACAAGGAUUGCAGCAGGGGUUUGAUGCUCAGGCAUUGGCGAUAAAGUAUAAAUUCGAGGGGAUGCCUGCUCCUUAA